This is a messenger RNA of Trachymyrmex cornetzi, 1704 nucleotides long. RefSeq lists its product as uncharacterized. NCBI's taxonomy places the organism in Eukaryota, Metazoa, Arthropoda, Insecta, Hymenoptera, Formicidae. The coding region runs from base 1 to 1704 and encodes 567 amino acids. The record is from RefSeq and is a predicted model, not a curated record. The transcript has 2 exons. Gene Ontology annotation, molecular function: nucleic acid binding; RNA-DNA hybrid ribonuclease activity.
AUGUUCAACGAAAUCUUUUCCCAGGGAAUAUUCCCAGAUUCAUGGAAAACCUCGCUGGUUAUAUUCAUACCCAAGCCUGGCAAUAAGGCUCAGGCAGGCUUCAGGCCUUUCAGGAGCUGCGACGAUAAUCUAGCCGUUCUUACAACAGCAAUCAGAACUGGCUUCUUCGAGCACUCUGUCACGGUUGCGGCUUUUCUGGACAUUGCAAGUGCGUUUGACAACGUGGAUCCGUUUAUCCUCUUGGAGGAUCUGAAGGACAUAGGAAUUCCAGCUCUCUUUAGUAAAUUUGUGGAAAACCUGAUUAGCAUCAGAACCAUGUUUUUCGUGGUCGACGGCGAAUCUCAAGGACCUUAUUUAACAUACAAAAGCACUCCACAAGGCUCUACUUUGAGCCCUCUACUAUUUGACAUUUAUCUCAGGAAUCUGGGUCAACACUUACACCCUGAUACCCGUUUUCUGCAAUACGCCGACGACGUGGUACUCUACUCCACACAUAGAGACCCGAGGAUUGCUGCUGAAUCGGUUCAAGCUUCACUCAACAAGUUGUACGAGUAUCUUAAAUACAGAAAUCUGGAAUUAUCUCUCGGCAAGUCUAGCUGGAUUUGUUUUUCGCAAGGGUCUGCGAAAAAAAUCUCAUCAAAAUUAGUAAUUAAUGGGAAUCAGGUCCCCAGAGUUCAUUUUCAGCGCUUUUUAGGAGUUAUUCUGGAUUCCGGUCUUAAGGGUGGUCACCAUCUUAAAUACCUCAUUGAAAAAGGUAAAAAAAUCUCUGGCAUUAUUGCUACCUUAUCGGGUGUUACUUGGGGCUCCCAUCCAGGUCUUCUGCUCACUCUGUAUAGAGCUAUCUUCCGCAGUGCGGUGGAAUACGGGUGCCGUUAUUUCACAUGGUCCUCUUCCUCGCCGAGUUACCUCAAACUGUUGCGUUUGCAGUAUAGGGUGAUUAGGGGAGCUAUGGGAUAUCGCAUUUCGACGCCGAUCAAUGUUAUGUUAGCUGAAGCAAAAGAAAUCAGCUUUGACAUUAGACUUAAUUUAACUACUUCGAGAUUUAUUUACAAAGCCAUGGCAAGCAGGUUUAGCUUGGUCUACCGUUCCCUGGAGGAAAUGGAGUUAGCGAUUACCAGUAGGAAUUGUAGGAUCGAUGCCAUCAGCAAAUCUAGACUCUUCAAACAUUACGUUACCAGUCGCGGAGAGAACAUCAUUCAUCGAUCCACCUACCCACCUGCUUACUGGCACUCCUAUGAGGUCCUUACUCUACAAAUAAAUUACAUUAGCGAUUUAAAGGGCUACGAUAAGAAGGAUAACCUCAGCUUGAUCAAGGCGGAUUUCUAUUACAAAUCCUUUAAUUACAGACAGGAUGCUGUCUCCUGGUACACUGACGGAUCAAAGAGUCAGGAUGGCGCGGUGGGCGCAGUGGUCUUCACGCCUGACAUGGAGGGAACAAUAAAACACAAAUUACCUUCUGAAACUUCAGUAUUCUCGGCGGAACUAUGGGCCAUACUUCAGGCCAUUCAGCUAAUUGGGGAUCUCAACACCAAGAAGAACGUUAUCUUUUCGGACUCGGAAAGUGCAUUGGAGGCACUCAGCAACUCCACUAAGGCUCAUCGCAACUACAUAAUCUAUUACAUUAAACAGGCUUAUCUCAACAUUAUCAAACAAAGAAAUAAUUUUUUUCUGGGUGCUUGCUCACGUCGGGAUCCCAGGCAAUGA